This is a messenger RNA of Neocloeon triangulifer, 2009 nucleotides long. It is a transcript of the gene Vps45, whose product is annotated as vacuolar protein sorting-associated protein 45. The coding region runs from base 173 to 1888 and encodes 571 amino acids. The transcript has 11 exons. Lineage: Eukaryota; Metazoa; Arthropoda; Insecta; Ephemeroptera; Baetidae. Gene Ontology annotation, biological process: vesicle-mediated transport; intracellular protein transport. The record is from RefSeq and is a predicted model, not a curated record. Gene Ontology annotation, cellular component: Golgi membrane.
GUGGUUGUUGGUGGGCGGUGGGCGUGGAACUCAAAGACACAGGGCAAAAUUUUACAUAGAUUUUGUUUGUUUCCAUCAGAUUUUGAAGGUUGCUGGAUAAAAUGGUUAUUUGAAGUCAGCGAAAAUAUUUUUUACUUCAUAUAUAUUGAGAGAACUCACAGAUAAAAUAACCAUGAACGUUUUACAAGCGGUCCGUUUGUACAUCGCAAAGAUGUGCGAGGAGUCUGGUCCAGGCAUGAAGUUACUCUUGAUGGACAAAGACACUACUGGCAUUGUGAGCAUGGCAUACAGUCAGUCAGAAAUUCUACAAAAGGAAGUUUUCCUGUUCGAGCGAAUCGACGUAGCCAGCAACCAGGAACAAAUGAAGCACCUGAAGUGCAUAGCUUUUGUGCGACCCACCAGCGAAAACGUCGCCUAUCUUGCAAAAGAACUGCAGGAGCCAAAAUACGGAGUUUAUUAUUUAUAUUUUAGUAAUAUUUUAUCAAAGGCUGAUUUGAAGAAACUGGCAGAGUCCGAUGUGAUGGAGUCUGUUCGAGAGGUGCAGGAGUUUUACGCAGACUUCAUUCCGCUGUCGCCCAGCUUGUUUUCCAUUAGUAUCAAAGGAUACGCUGAAGGUCUGCAGUGGCGUUCGUACAACCUCUUGAGGACCGCCCAAGGAAUCACAGCCCUGCUGCUCUCGCUAAAGAGAAACCCUUUCAUCAGGUUCCAAGCAAAUUCAGACCUCUGUAGGAGGCUGGCCGACAAAGUCAGAGAAAUUCUGUCCAAAGAAUCGUCCCUGUUUGAGUUCAGAAACGAAACGGAUUCGGCCACAAUUCUGCUCGUUUUGGAUCGUCGAGAUGAUGCUGUCACCCCUCUUCUUUUUCAGUGGACGUAUCAAGCCAUGGUGCAUGAAUUGCUGACCAUCACCAACAACCGGGUCAGUUUGGCAGACGUACCAGGAGUGUCCGAUGAAUUGAAGGAAGUUGUUUUGUCUGCUGAAAAUGAUGAAUUCUAUGCCCAAAACCUCUACAGCAACUUUGGUGACACAGCACAGAAAAUAAAAACUUUGAUGGACGAGUUUCAAAAAAAGGCCAAAAGCACACAGAAAGUCGAAAGCAUUUCUGACAUGAAAGCGUUUGUAGAAAACUACCCCCAGUUUAAAAAAAUGUCAGGCACUGUAGCCAAACACGUAACAGUUGUUGGAGAACUAUCCUCAAAAGUUGGAAAGCACCGGCUGAUGAAUGUUUCCGUCGCAGAGCAGGAAAUUGCCUGCAGAAACGACCAUGCCCAACAGCUCACUAGUUUGAAGCAGAUUUUGGCGGACAGUGCGGUUCGAGACGAGGAUGCACUACGACUGGUCAUGUUGUACGCUCUCAAGUACGAAAAGCAGAGCAACAAUGCUCUUGUUAAUUUAAUGGACGCUUUGAAAAAGCGAGGAAUUGACGAGCAGAGGUGCAAGAUGGUUUACAGCAUGCUGGAGUACGGAGGGCAACAUGCAAGGCAAUGUGACCUUUUUGGCACCCAGGUUGACGUCACAGAUGUCAACAAUGUUAAAAAUAUAGUCACUAAAAAGCUGAAGGGUCUGAAAGGGGUAGAUAAUGUUUUCACUCAGCACAGCCCUCUCUUGAAAGAUACCCUUGAAGAGCUGAUUAAGGGAAGACUUAAAGAUAAUCUAUUCCCUUAUCUUGGCAGCAGCACAAUGCGGAAGCCUCAGAAUGUGAUAGUUUUUGUGGUUGGCGGUGCAACUUAUGAAGAGGCGUACAUUGUCAAUCAAAUGAACAAAGACUUUCCUGGAGUGCGUAUUAUUUUGGGCGGCACCACAAUUCUGAAUUCGUCUGCUUUUAUUGAAGAGGUGCAAAUCGCCACCCAAGGCAUCCCGAGCAGACGAAAUCGCUCCAGAUUCAAAUAGUUUUCAUCUCCUUUACAAAAUAUAAUUCAAAUAAUGUCUGUGUCUAAUGUGAUAAACAAUUAUAUAAUUAUGCUCCCAUGAUAAAUAAAUAAAUUGCAUCACUUAAAUUAAAAACAACCAU